AUAUAUAUAUAUAUAGAGAGCCACUGGUCUGCCUUGAUGAUCACAAAUUUCAAUUGAAUUUAAUCAAAAUCACAAGAAAAAGCCAGCGAGAGAAAUCAUAAAAAGCAAAAUAAACUACGGAUUUAAUUUCGAGUGCCUUGCCAUGUAUUAGUGUUAGUGACUGUGUUUGUGUGCUUAACUGUGUGUGACCGAGAAACUUAGAUCGGUGGCAAUUUUCCCCCUCCCGCUGGACGCUUUUCAUUGAAACGAACUUCAAAACUGUCGUCGACGUGUCUAGACUCCAGGUGUUAGCUGGGGAAGAUGGGGAAAAUGGUCAACGAGGAAAUGGCCACCGAUCCGGUGGUCACGGAAAAGGUGGAGCUAUCGCGAUUUGGAGAAUUCUGCCAGCGGCGCGGCAUUAAUCCCAAUCUGAUAAUGCUGAAAAUUACGCUCUUCGUGAUGUAUGGCGCUACCUCGUCCCUUUUGCCUUACCUGACGAUUCAUAUGCAGUCAAUUGGACUUACGGUGGAGGAGAUUGCAAUUAUCUACCUGGCCCUGCCCUUCACCACCUUCCUUAGCCCGCCCAUAACAGGCUUUCUCGUUGACAAAUUUGGCAAAUACAAACCGGUCGUUGUGAUGAGUCUGCUCCUGAAUGCGAUUUUCCAUCACUCGCUGCUCUUUAUACCGCAGCAGGAGAUUCCGGGCGUGGUGCCAUCGGCGUUCGUAUUGAGACAUCCAGACAGCGGUGAUAUUGAGGUCUGGUGGUCUCCGUGUCCGAGUCGAGAAUGUCCAGAGGAACCGGAGCUGGAAUUGGCCGUGCAUCAGUGCGUUGACUAUUGUUUGAUGCAGGAGCAAGUUAAUCCUGAGCUUUACACCAAUACCCCGGCGUAUGAUGUCCGUCCGGCUAGCACGUCAACCACCCAGAGAUCCCAGCUAACAACAGCAACCACAACAAGGACGACGACCACAAUGGAACCUUCCACAGAAUCAAGCACAUCGCUGGCCCCAACCACAUCGACCACCAUAUCGCCGGCGUCAUCAUUGCCAGCAUUAUUCGCAACGCAAACGAGAAGCAGAUACCAAGAAGUACUUAAUAUGUCAGCGACCAUGUUCCCGCCAAUGUCCCAGCUAAAGGAGGUGGGCCUGGAGCCCGGCCAGUCAUCGUCAGCCGAACUGUCAGCCAUGUCCAUGCAGGGAUUGAAUUUAACAAAUAGCCAAAUUCAACAAAACAUAACCUGGACCAGUUGGGUUCACUCUGAGAAUGAUGAUGCCACCUACUUCAUGCUACAAAUGCAUCCCGAUCUCGCUGAUCCCACAGAGCAGCUGGGUAUGGAAAUCGAACAGGAUGCCAAUGAGACGGUGACCGAUAUCCUACAAAGAUUUGGUCAUAACUAUCUGGUGAGGGGAAACAUUAACCUCACCGAUAUGGAUGAUCUGGACUUAAGAUGUGGCGGUUUGGUUCGACGCACGAAUAUGACAAAUGUGGGAUCCGGAGCUGUACAAUGCAUGAUGCAACGUUGUACUUUCACUAUGAAUGCACCGGAGAUCUGUCCACCAGAUUAUAAGGAGACCGAUGAGAUCAUUUUCUGGGUGUACUUCUUGCUGAGAUUUCUGGCCACCACGAUGCUGUCAGCCGGUGUAACCAUCAUGGAUCCGAUUGCCCUGACAAUGAUUGAGAAGUAUGGCGGCGAUUUUGGACGUGAACGUUUGUUCUCCAGCAUCGGCAUGGCCAUAUUCUCUCCGAUAACAGGCAUUAUGAUUGAUUACUCUUCGAGGGGCCUGGGCUAUACGGAUUACUCAGCGGCAUUCUAUACGUAUGACGUUCUGUUGGUUAUAUCCACGAUGUCGGUUCUAAUGAUGCCACUUGGCGAGAAACUGCCAGCUGAUAAUGUGUUCCGUGAUCUCUGGAAUCUACUGAAAAUGCCUCAUGUUAUUGCUUUUAUAUGUUUCCUUUUCGUGCUGGGAAAUUUCUGGGGUUUCAUAGAGAGUUUUCUGUUUUUAUAUCUCAAAGAACUUGGUGCUCCAAACUAUUUGCUAGGCAUCACCAUCACCGUGGGCACCGUUAGCAGUAUUCCAUUCCUCUACGGAGCCGAGAAAAUCACACGGAUCUUUGGCCACGUUAAUUUGAUUAUCAUCGCGUUUUUCUCGCAUGCCGGCCGUUUGGUGGGCUACUCCUUCAUCGAGAAUGCCUGGUGGUGUUUUCCGUUCGAGGCCAUGGAGUCGUUAUCCUGUCAUCUUAUGUGGGUGGCUGCGGCGACAUACUGCUCGAUUUUGGCCCCAAAAAGUUUGCUGGCCACGUUGAUUGGUGUUCUGGGCAUGGCUCAUUUUAGUUUGGGGCGCGGCAGUGGUAGUUUCACUGGAGGACUCCUCAUUGGUCAGUUUGGCACUCGAGAUGCCUUUCGGUAUAUGGGUCUGCUGGCUGUGGUCGGUGGCAUUGCCUAUGGGCUACUUCAUCUGAUUUGGCUGCGCAAAUUCGAUCAUACUACAGAGGAGUCCGAGGAAGAGGUCGAGACGGUGGAGGCUGGGGAAACGGAGAAGCUUACAGAGCCGGCCACAAAGGAGCAGGGUACUUCGAUGUCCUUGGAGCGGCUGAGUUUGAUGAUUAAAUACAAUCAGAUUGGUAGUUUGUCAUCGCUGCCGAGGGGAUCAAGGGCCGAUAUCCAUGACCAUCUGUCGGUGCGUCGCAGCAGCUACAAUGUAGAGUCCUUGAGAGGGGUUCCGCGGCACGGGAACAUUGGGAGUGCCUCCAAAGUGGAUAUCCUGCGCUCCGCAUUGGAGAUUAAUCACAAGUCCUCGAACAAUUCGAUGCUGAGCAAGGCCGAUAACAAGACGUCGAAUCAAUCAUUGGGUCGCAAUCGGGCCGACAGUGCCCCGAAAUUGAAUCACAGCAAUCUGAAGAACAUUUCCCAGCCAGCCCUGGAGGGUGUGGUCCUGGAGGGCGUGGAAUCAACAUUUUUUCCCAGCCGCAUGAAAAAGUAUCCAAGUGGUUUGUUAACUUCAAUACCCGCUGUGGAUUUAUCCGUAAUACCCAGCUCCAUGUUAAUGGACCAGGAAGGUCGUAAGGUCAUUCCCGAGGAGACGGAGUUGCAUGCCUCGAAGACCACCGUCAACGUGGGUGAGGUUGAGAAGGCGGAACAGCCACUAACAGUCACAAGCAAAUGGCAAUGGGAAAAGUCCAAAGCAGCAACAGCACCAGAAGAAUGAUGAAAAAUCCGAUGCCACUUGAUGGACUGCCAGAAUGAAUUCUCUGACCUGCCAUACGUGGCGUAUGAGUGAUAUUAAUAAACCAAAAGCAAGAAGCAGAGAGAGAGAGAGAGAAAUGAAAUUGAUAAACGAAAAACUAUUGUUUAGUUGUACAUGUGUGUGUUAUGUUAUAUAAAUGUAUAUGUCUAUGUAUAAAUUAUGCAAAAACCUCCGAAAAACUGAAUAAACCAAAAAUUGUUGUUGAUGAAAACG
Molecule: messenger RNA, 3435 nt
Organism: Drosophila eugracilis
Lineage: Eukaryota; Metazoa; Arthropoda; Insecta; Diptera; Drosophilidae
Exons: 12
Coding region: 301-3183 (960 amino acids)
Cellular component (GO): membrane
Source: RefSeq, a predicted model, not a curated record